CUGCAGAAAGCAUACCCGUUGUCCUUAUUGAAAUCUUGCCUCAUCAUGCAGUGCCACUCUCCAUUCAUCGUUUUGCUCGGUGUUUUUUCGAUCGUAACAACUGGAACAACAACCACAACACCUGUUACGACGGUCACAGUCGGUGACGCUUCGGGACUGCAAUAUUAUCAGCCAUCAGUUUCAACCCGCAAAGCAUUCGUGGAGACAGGGACACCUUUACCGGAGGGAGAAUUGCUGAGUUUCUCUGUCUUCGUGCAUACCAACACAGGCUCUGCAACGCCCGUCAGGUUUUUCAUUUGGAGUGGAACUGCUAGUGACACCAUAUUUAAACUGGACUAUUACAUUGACGCUUCGUUACCGACAACGAGUGGAAAAUUUACGAAAUAUAUACCUGAUCCCAAGCCUUGGGUUUCUGCUGGUUCUUUCUAUGGAUGGGGUUAUGGAAAAAAGAGUGACAUCAUAAGUUUUGCAUAUAAUUCUAAAUACAACACUGAAUUCUCUUAUAAUCUUCCUGAUGAUGAAAAUACAUGGCCAGACGUAAAUGGAAGUUACACCUUUUCAUUGAAUAACCGAUACUUCCACGCAGUUGAGGUCCAAAUAAGAAACGGAACACAGACGACAACAACAACUCCCACCACCACGCCAACCACUACCACGCCAACCACUACCACCACGCCAACCACUACUACCGCAGCCAUCAGCACCCCAGAUAUGGACAACGUGGUAACAAUCGGUGACGCUUCGGGACUGCAAUAUUAUCAGCCAUCAGUUUCAACCCGCAAAGCAUUCGUGGAGACAGGGACACCUUUACCGGAGGGAGAAUUGCUGAGUUUCUCUGUCUUCGUGCAUACCAACACAGGCUCUGCAACGCCCGUCAGGUUUUUCAUUUGGAGUAGAACUGCUAGUGACACCAUGUUUAAACUGGACUAUUACAUUGACGCUUCGUUACCGACAACGAGUGGAAAAUUUACGAAAUAUAUACCUGAUCCCAAGCCCUGGGUUUCUGCUGGUUCUUUCUAUGGAUGGGGUUAUGGAAAAAAGAGUGACAUCAUAAGUUUUGCAUUUAAUUCUAAAUACAACACUGAAUUCUCAUAUAAUCUUCCUGAUGAUGAAAAUACAUGGCCAGACGUAAAUGGAAGUUACACCUUUUCAUUGAAUAACCGAUACUUCCACGCAGUUGAGGUCCAAAUAAGAAACGGAACACAGACGACAACAACAACUCCCACCACCACCACGACCACUACCACGCCAACCACAACCACGCCAACUACUACCACUCAAACAAAAACCACCAAGCCAACUACUACCACCCCAACAACAACCACCACGCCAACCACGACCACGCCAACAACUACCACCCUAACAACAACCACCACGCCAACCACUACUACCGCAGCCAUUAGCACCCCAGAUAUGGACAACGUGGUAACAAUCGGUGACGCUUCGGGACUGCAAUAUUAUCAGCCAUCAGUUUCAACCCGCAAAGCAUUCGUGGAGACAGGGACACCUUUACCGGAGGGAGAAUUGCUGAGUUUCUCUGUCUUCGUGCAUACCAACACAGGCUCUGCAACGCCCGUCAGGUUUUUCAUUUGGAGUGGAACUGCUAGUGACACCAUGUUUAAACUGGACUAUUACAUUGACGCUUCGUUACCGACAACGAGUGGAAAAUUUACGAAAUAUAUACCUGAUCCCAAGCCUUGGGUUUCUGCUGGUUCUUUCUAUGGAUGGGGUUAUGGAAAAAAGAGCGACAUCAUAAGUUUUGCAUACAGUUCUCAAUACAACACCGAAUUCUCUUAUAAUCUUCCUGAUGAUGAAAAUACAUGGCCAGAUGUGAAUGGAACUUACACCUUUACAGUGAAUAAUCGAUACUUCCACGCAGUUGAAGUCCAAAUAAGAAACGGGACACAGACGACGACAUCAACCCCCACUACCACAACCCCAACCACCACAACCACGCCAACCACCACUACUACAACUACCACUUCCACCCCAACCACCACAACCACGCCAACCACUACUACUACUACUACUACUACCACCCCAACCACCACUACCACCCCAACCACCACGACAACCACUGCAGUUGUUAUUCAAAUACCCGAUCAAGCUACUGUGGGUGUCACAGUCACUUUCACUGGGGACUAUAGCACUUUAGUUGGCAACGACAAGACUGCCAUAGUUACAAGCAUGAAACAGCAAAUGGCCACCAAACUGAAUGUGGCUGAAGGCCGUAUUAUAAACUUGGAUGUGCAGCCGGGUAGCAUUGUUGUUGUUUUUGACCUUCUGCCCGCUGUAUCGGGUUCCUCAGAAGCGAAUCAGAGCGAGGUCGUGACCUCUUUGUACAGCGCUGUCUCCGGCAACAGUUUCACGUUGUCUGCAACUGACGGAACCACAAUUCAGGCUGCUGGCAUGACAUAUGUUAUUAUAGAAAUGACCUCAGCCCCUGUUACGUCGACUUCUACAGCCACUGCGAUUCCAUCGACAAUUGAUAUCGACAAGGCAUUGAAGCUAACCUUCAAGACUGGCGGAGAUCACGUUCUUCACUGCCAGUCUUUAAAUAGUGAUGCCACAGGGCUCAAAUGGUACAAGGUUGGCACGGGAUCGGAGACACUGAUGACAGAAAAAGCAGCAUUAGAGUUUCCAAGUGUCACCACUGGCGACGCUGGCUGUUACAGGUGUCGGGACAGUAAUGACAACAAUGAAGUGAUGUCCCAGUUUUGUCUCAGCGUUAACGACACCAUGGUGUUUGCUUCUGGGACAGUGACAUCUAGCCCACCGACAACAGCGACUCCAGGUGGACUAUCCAACAUGGAGAUUGGUUUCCUAGUGGUUGGUAUUGUCGUCGGUGUUAUACUUAUUAUCCUGAUUAUUGUGCUCAUCAUAUGGUUGUGCCCGUGUUGCCGGCGGGUAAAAGAAGAAAUGCGACCUGCAGGCUCCAGUCCUACCGUCAAGCCUUACACAGACAUAGGGGCGAUUGAACAUGAAGUUGGAGGAGGAAGAAAGGCCAAGUAUGAUCUGAAAAAUGAAGAUCAGAAGAAGAAGCACAAAAAAAAGAAAGAAGUGCUGAAAAUGUCAGAUUUACAGAACUUCGUUAAAAUCGCCGCAGUAAUGAACGGGGGCAAGGAUAAGAAAAAACACCGUAGCAGUAAACAUAAAUCAAAAGACAAAGACCUGGAAUUUGACGACAUUGGUGACCUUCAUAAGAAGGAAAAGAAGGAAAAGAAAAAAGACAAAAAAGAAAGGAAAAAGCGGUCUUGAAUGUGUAACCAUUCAGAUAUUUAAUGAAAUCAUCCUGAAGCCAUCAUUCCUUACCGAUUGAAUAUCCACCGGUGCCAAAAUUGAAAGCUGGAUGUGUCCUUUUGUGUUAAGGUGACAUUUAAAAUAAGGUAUAGAGAUAAACCUCUAAAAACUAUAGGAGGUAUGCGGAUUACGUGUUGUCACACCUGUGUGCUA
Molecule: messenger RNA, 3453 nt
Organism: Lingula anatina
Lineage: Eukaryota; Metazoa; Brachiopoda; Lingulata; Lingulida; Lingulidae
Source: RefSeq, a predicted model, not a curated record